AAUAAUAGUAAUAUUGGUAAUAGUGGGGGGAUAACGGGAAUUGGACCCAUGUCUUAUAAGUCUGUACACAAAGGCAGUGGCAAUCCAGAAGUUCUGCGAAAGCGAGUCCAUAACACUUCCACUAUUAAUACUACUAAUAGUAAUAAUAUUAAUACUAAUACUAAUAAUAUUAAUAAUAAUAGUAAUAGUGGUAUUAGUAGUGAGGGGCGAAAGGAAGUGAAUUUCGUGGGAUCCCGCUCUUCCUGUGCGGAGGACGCCGGUGCUGUGCCCAACCGCCCCCUCUCACCGCUGCAGCGGCGUCAACUUCUCUACAAACACAAAGCCGCCUUCACACUCACUCCGCAGGCCCUCCGCCGGGUGAAAUAUCUUCUCGCACAGGCCCGUGAAAAACAAAAAGAAGAAGAAAUAGCCCCGGAUGGGAUUCGCAUAGGAGUGCGUCGUCGGGGCUGUAGUGGAUACAGUUACACAGUGAAUUAUCACUAUCCAGAAGGGGAAACAGGAACGACAAUAAAGGAUAAUAAUAAUAAUAAUAAUAAUAAUAAUAAUAAUAAUAAUAAUAUAGAUAGGGCCAUUGGGAGAAAAAUGAAGGAUGUGAUAGUUGAGCAAGAUGGUGUGAAGGUGGUAGUAGACAGUGAUGCCCUCUUUUAUGUGAUUGGUACAGAGAUGGAUUACGUGGUGCGGAAUGUAGAGGAGAAGUUUACAUUCCGAAAUCCCAAUCAAAAGUACUCCUGCGGCUGUGAAGAAAGUUUUAUGCCGUUUGAUAUUGAUGAACAGGAGUAA
Molecule: messenger RNA, 780 nt
Organism: Trypanosoma theileri
Lineage: Eukaryota; Euglenozoa; Kinetoplastea; Trypanosomatida; Trypanosomatidae
Product: iron-sulfur cluster assembly protein
Exons: 1
Biological process (GO): iron-sulfur cluster assembly
Cellular component (GO): mitochondrion; cytoplasm
Molecular function (GO): 2 iron, 2 sulfur cluster binding
Source: RefSeq, a predicted model, not a curated record